GAGACACUAAAUAUAGGAAUCUACACUUUCCAAAAAGAGAUGGGAAAGGCAAAGCCAGUUCCAUCCCCGGCUUCUGUAGCAGCAUCUUCUUUCUAGUUCACAAGAAUUUCAACGAUGUAGAAGUGCAGGGACAAGCUUAAUUGAGAAUCAACCAAAAAACAAUUAGAAAUGGCUUGCUUUUGGAGAAGUGGACAGCUCAUGUUCACAUUUUGAUAAAAAGUUUAUGAAUAUCUUCCUGCUUUUACUUAUUAAUUAAAUAGAGUAACAUUGAUCAAUCCACAUUCUUUCACUAACUUGUGCAACUAGUGAAGUGACUUGGCCUAGUGCUUACUUAUGCUCUGCUGACUUUACUUACUGAGCAAAGCUAGUUUAUAACUUACAAAUAAUGUCUAUGACAUGUCAAAAAUGUCAACAGCAACUGCCACUGCCAGCACAAAGUAAACUAUUUCGUUGCCAUUGUGGCAAUCUGAUUCCUCUAGGCAAUAGUGACAGUUCACUGCCAGUCCAAGAACAUGGUAGAUUCAGUUCUAAAAUGAGAAGAUUCAGAGAUAAAAUUAGGAGAAACAGUUCGAGAACGAACAGUCUAUCGCGUUCUCCAAGUACUAGUCCACGUUUGUCUCUUAUUUUCACAAAGCCACCACCAAGUGGGAAGCGUGCACUUCUUUGUGGGGUGUCUUACAAGAAGGAGAAAUUCAGGCUUAGAGGAACUCUGCAUGAUGUAAACAGCAUGAGGAACUUGCUGGUUCAAAAAUUUAGCUUUUCAGAGGAAUCCAUUCUCAUUCUAGCAGAAGAAGCAGCAUAUAAACCUCCAACUAGGAGAAACAUCCUAGAGGCUUUCAAGUGGCUAAUGACAGACCUUAAAUCGGGUGACUCGUUGGUGUUCUACUUCUCAGGACACGGCUUACGACAACCUGAUUUUAUUGAAGAUGAGCUAGAUGGUUUUGAUGAAACGAUCUGUCCUCUCGACUUUAGGACUAAAGGCAUGAUCCUUGAUAAUGCCAUCAAUGAUAUUCUUGUUAAACCACUAACUCCAGGUGUUACACUUCAUGCUAUCAUCGACUCUUGUCAUAGUGGAACUAUUCUCGAUUUACCUUGGGUAUACAACAGAGAGAAAAGGUGGGAUGAUAACAGACCCCCAUCCAGAACUAAUAAGGGUACGAGUGGUGGAAGGGCCAUCGGUUUCAGUGCUUGCAGGGAUAAUCAACUAGCUGCAGAUACCUCUGCUUUCUCUCCAGAAAAAACGAUGAUGGGCGCUAUGACUUACACAUUUAUAAAAGCUCUCAAGGAAAACGCAAAUAUAACAUACCAAGAAUUACUUGAUUAUAUGCACAACGAAAUCGAAAAGGUUGACAAAGCUAGAUGUCCACUGCUGAAGGUAUUCCAACGCAAGAUAGACCAGGAACCGGUAUUAUCAUCUUCUGAAAAAUUUGACACUAACACAAAGUUCAAGCUCUAAGUCUACAGCAGAAAGAUGAAUUUGAACCUAGAUGUUUCCAGUUCCAUCAUAAAAGGAGGGUGCUGCUUGUUUCAUAUUUGUCUUUUAUAUUGCUUCCAUUUUUUUACUCUUUAUCUUUUUUCGGUAAGGCAAUCCAAAGAUUUGCAUCAAAAUUCUCUCUUUUGCAUUUUCUGUGCUGAUUCUGACUCUAUAAUAUGUAUCUGUGUCUCUGAGUUAAUAAUUGAUAGUUUUCAAAUAAAGAACUCUGUUCUGAUGG
Lycium ferocissimum is the source of this 1712-nucleotide messenger RNA. RefSeq names its product metacaspase-1-like. Gene Ontology annotation, biological process: proteolysis. The record is from RefSeq and is a predicted model, not a curated record. Bases 386 to 1456 code for a protein of 356 amino acids. The transcript is spliced from 5 exons. NCBI's taxonomy places the organism in Eukaryota, Viridiplantae, Streptophyta, Magnoliopsida, Solanales, Solanaceae. Gene Ontology annotation, molecular function: cysteine-type endopeptidase activity.